Nothoprocta perdicaria is the source of this 1857-nucleotide messenger RNA. RefSeq names its product diacylglycerol kinase zeta-like. Gene Ontology annotation, cellular component: nucleus. The annotation marks the transcript as partial. The record is from RefSeq and is a predicted model, not a curated record. NCBI's taxonomy places the organism in Eukaryota, Metazoa, Chordata, Aves, Tinamiformes, Tinamidae. Gene Ontology annotation, biological process: diacylglycerol metabolic process; regulation of synaptic transmission, glutamatergic; lipid phosphorylation. The transcript has 15 exons. Gene Ontology annotation, molecular function: ATP-dependent diacylglycerol kinase activity.
AUGGAAACCUUUUUUAAGAGGCACUUCCAGCGGAAGGGCUCCCGGCGCGGCAGCAGCGCGGUGGCGGUGCCCACGGGCAAAGGCAGGCGGCGCUCCCAGGCGGGGCUGCCCUCGGCCUGGCUGGCGCGGCGCCGCAGCCCCCGCUUCGCUGUGCAGGCGCCAGCCCGCCACGCCGCGCACUCGACGGGCCCUCCCGCGCUCCUCCUCGGCCCCGCGAGGCAGCAGGGCGGUGGGGUGCCCUGUGCCGACAGCUCCAGAUCUGAGUCCCCAGAGGACAGCGGCGGCGGGGAGGCGAGCGCGGCCGCCGGAGGAAGGGCGUCGAGCCGGCGCGGGUGGCAGGCCGAGGAGGCCUGGCUCUCCAUGCUGCCCGUGCCGCGGCUCCUCCGCGCCAGGCCGCUGCUGAGGGGCCCGCGCUGCCUGCGCCGCAGAUCCUCCCAUCUGCUGCCCACCGAGUGCGUGUACGGCAGGGCCGCCUCCGGCCUGCAAGGGCGCUACCGCCGCCUCAGCCAGCAGCGGCGCCCCAGCGAGGGCCUGGGCGCCGCGGCACGGCGCGCCUCGGGCGGCCCGUGGCAGCCGCCCGCCUGGUGGAUGGCUGCAGCCGGAGCCGGGCACCCGCCGCUGGCCUUCGCCGAGUGCCUCGGAUCCGAGUCCGCCUGCUCUGCCGUGCCCGACAGCUGGAGCCCCCGGCUGCUAAAAGCUAUUGCCAAGUCCAGCCUCCAGCACAUGGUAGCCCAGCCUAACCCUGCACUAGCCCUGAGGAGCGAUUCAGAGAGGCAGAUACGCAGCACUGUGGACUGGAGCGAGACUGCAGUCUAUGGGGAGCACAUCUGGUUCGAGACCAAUGCCUCUGGGGAUUUCUGCUAUGUUGGGGAGCAGAACUGUAUGGCGAAGCUGCUGCAAAAGCCACUCUCCAGGCGUAAGUGUGCAGCCUGCAAGAUUAUAGUGCAUACACCCUGCAUAGAACAGCUAGAGAAAAUAAAUUUCCGCUGCAAACCUUCCUUCAGGGAGUCAGGAUCCCGGAACGUUCGGGAGCCUAUAGUUGUCCGGCAUCAUUGGGUGCACCGAAGACGGCAGGAAGGGAAAUGCCGGCAGUGUGGCAAGGGUUUCCAGCAGAAGUUUGCCUUCCACAGUAAAGAGAUUGUAGCUAUCAGCUGUUCCUGGUGCAAGCAAGCGUAUCACAGCAAAGUGUCAUGUUUCAUGCUGCAACACAUCGAAGAGCCCUGCUCACUAGGGGCUCAUGCUGCUGUUGUUGUUCCUCCCACCUGGAUUCUGCGGGUCCGACGGCCCCAGAAUCCACUGAAGUCUAGUAAGAAGAAGAAGAGGGCAUCAUUCAAACGGAAAUCCAGCAAAAAGGGGGCUGAGGAAGGAAGGUGGAAACCCUUUGUCAUCAAGCCUAUGCCAGCUCCUCUCAUGAAGCCCUUGCUGGUGUUUGUGAACCCAAAGAGCGGUGGUAAUCAGGGAGCCAAGAUCAUCCAAUCCUUCAUGUGGUAUCUCAACCCACGUCAAGUUUUUGACCUCAGCCAGGGCGGACCCAAGGAGGCGCUGGAGCUGUACCGGAAGGUCCACAAUCUACGGAUCCUGGCGUGCGGCGGGGAUGGCACAGUGGGCUGGAUACUCUCCAUUCUUGACCAGUUACGCCUCAACCCACCUCCUCCUGUGGCCAUCUUGCCUUUGGGUACAGGGAAUGACUUGGCCAGAACACUGAACUGGGGUGGGGGUUACACAGAUGAGCCUCUGUCCAAGAUCCUAUCGCACGUGGAAGAUGGGAACAUUGUGCAGCUCGAUCGCUGGAACCUCCAUGUGGAACCAAACCCUGAUGCAAACCCUGAGGAGAGGGAUGAGGCAGCCACAGAAAAG